CCGACCAACAACACACCGUCAAUACUAAUAAGAAUACGAUAGACAAGACCUUGGUAACGUAGUUACCAAUUUCAGCUUGGAUGGAUAGUGCGACGCCAUGGUGAUCCAAUUCAGAACAUUGUUGUUCAACCGUCUCUUCUGGGCGGCGUUGCUCUUGUGUGCAACCUUUCCAGGAGUUAUCGCCACUGCAAACCAAGAGAAAGCUGCAACGACAAACAAUGGUGAUGGCAUUCUGAUAUCCAAGUUCACCACCAUGCGACGGUGGCUGCCAACACAAAAGGAAGGCAGAACUGUGAAUAGUAGUGAUUCUGUCAUUGGCACUCCAAAGGAAAAGCGAAAUGUUCGUCAACGGCUGGCCACAACCAGCGAUCACGGUCUGCAAAAGUCACAAUCCAGCCCUCCCAUUGUGAUAUCACGUCAAAGGAUGCGAAAGCAUCUUCGGAGAGGCAGCCCCGCCGAGGAAAAGAGAAAACUCCGAAGCAGGGCAAGGCACAAAAAGCUGAACAACAUGGAUCCUGCAAGGGAGAUUGGGGAUGGAGCAGAGAAUGAGUCAGGAGGGGCAAGCCUGAUUGCCAGGAGUAAGGAUAGAAGGGGAAAGGAUAAACAGAAUGCCGAGCUCAAUGACCAAGAUCAAACAGCUAUGGUGGAACUUCUCGACAGCCACUCUGCUGUUGCCUACAUGGUGACACCAGAGGAGGCAAAAGAGAUGCCAGAUACAGUCUACUUUUUGACUGGUGAGCAAGUAGCUGAGUACAUUGAUUCUGAUCCAGAACUGGCAAGGAAUAAGGGAUUCUCAGAAAAUCUCCAGGUAGCAGUUGUCCCAUCCACUGCCACAGGAGCUGCUGGGUUGGUUGCAGGAACUUUGAUUGGGGCUGGUGGUCUUGCGGUUAUCCUAUGCAUCACUGGGGCCAUCUGCUCUGAUGCGCAAGAAGUCAGAGUGGAUACCAGUGGUACCAUGAUAUUUGAGAAUCUAGCACGAGCUCCCACUGAAGAAGAGGAAGCAGGAGUUGUUGUAGAAAUGGCCAGGUACUACCAACAAAUCAUAGCGGAAGCUUUUGGUGCUGUUGCCACACAAUCACUGGCAUCAGGAGAGGAACCACUGGAAACAACCCCAACACAGUUUAUUGACUUUCAGAUUAUGGAUGCAAAUUUUAGCACAGCAACUACUGUCCGGAAGACUGUGACUGGAGAGGAUAUUACUUGUGUAUCAACAAGUGACUUCUUGGGUGAAUCUAUCUUUCUAGUUAAUCUCAGACGGCGGCAACGUCGAUCCCUUCAGUCAACUGAUGGAGAGAAAAUGGUUGAUACACAAGUUGUAGAUCUUGCCAUUCAACGAGCAGACCUUGAGAUCUUCCGGACCCAGUAUGCAGCUAAUGCAGAACCAGAGGAUAGCAUCUACCGAGAUCUGACUGAAGAUAGUGUGACUUUUGUAACCACUACAACUCCCGCACCAACAACAUCACCGAUUCCAGCACCCACAACCACCGCACCAACUGCCCCGCCUGAGAUCACAAGAAGAAUGGUAGGAGCAAGAUUAGGGUAUGGAUUCUUUUCAGGGACAACCAUUCGAGAACCAUCUUCUGAAGAAUAUGCUGGUCUGUUUGAGGUAACAGAGGACUUUUAUGAUCAGGUGCUUAGCUCAGUGUACCCAGACCUUUUCGUCCCGGGCAGUGUUGUAUUGUCAAAUGUUGUGACUAUAUUUGACUGCACAAUGCCAGCUGUACUCCCUGAACAAACUCUUCCAUGUCCCUCACCUGUCAUAGUGGACUUUGACCUCCUUGUCUCAUUUGGGGCCAGUGAAGACAACACCCCCUCUGCUGACAGUAUCUUUCAAGUGAUGGAAGAAGCAGAUUAUCGAGACUACGUUCAGAACUAUGUUUGGAAUGCUGAGCCAUCGGGGACCAUUUUUUCUGCAACACAAAGAGCACGUUUUUCGGAAAGAGGUGGUGACAGCAUAACACCCAGUCCAGCACCCAGCAGAAUCACGAGCCUCGAACCGUCACCAAUCAAUCCAAAUCCGACCGAUCCAUCUCCAACCAAUCCAGCUCCAAUUCCGUUUACAUUGCCCCCAUUCUCAGUUACAUCGCCCCCUAUUUCAAUGACAAUGCCUCCAAUCAAUCCAAAUCCGACCGAUCCAUCUCCAACCAAUCCAGCUCCAAUUCCGUUCACAUUGCCUCCAUUCUCAGUUACCUUGCCCCCAAUUUCAAUGACAAUGCCUCCAAUCAAUCCAAAUCCAACCAAUCCACCUCCAAAUCCUUUUACAUUGCCCCCAAUUCCAAUGACAAUGCCACCGAUUCCGUCCACACCGAUGUCAAUUGCUCCGGUCUUGCCCACAGUGCCCACAGCAGGAAGUCCCACAUUACCUGGGUUGGUUUCAACAUCAAGUGCAAUUAACCUUGUGAUGUCUCAGACUUUUGGACGGGUUCCUGUGCAAACAGAAAUUGAUGGCCUCAUGGUCCAGCUAAAUCGAUUUUACACAGUAGAGCUCAUGAAUGAAUUUGGUGCUGAUUUUCUGAUGUUGAUAGCAACAGAGAUCUCUUCCAACAGUGACGUGGCAGGAACAUUCACAGCUUGCAGCAUCAGGCAUGCAGAUGUAACAUACUUUGUGGAGGGAGCAGAUAUUCCCUCCACAUCUGAAGUGGACGAGGCCAUCCAAAAUGCUGACUUAACCAGGUUCAUUCAGAGUUACCUUCCAGAUGUCUUUCCAGAAGGCAGUAUUUUCAAGAACACUAUCCAAGCAACUGCAACUUCCACCACAGGAAGCCCCACCUCCAUGCUCCCAUCUGUUACACCCAUAACAACGAUAACUAUUGGAAAACAGCUGGGAUAUGGAUUCUUUCCUGAGACAACUGUUCGACAACCAACACUCCAGGAAUUCAUGGGACUUUUUGAGGUCACCAAGGCAUUUUAUGAAAAUAUCCUCUUCUUGGCUUAUCCAGGAAUUUACACUAAGGGCAGUCUUGAAUUAUCAAACAUUGCGGAGGAGUUCUACUCUACACCAGUCCCAACAGUUCUUGUGGACUUGGAUCUCACAGCCAGCUUUUUCACAGACCAUGCCCAUGCUCCUUCCUCUGAAAGGAUAUCCAAAGUGAUUGAAGCAGCAAACUACCAAAACUACAUUCAGGAUUAUGUGUGGAAUGCAGAGCCAAUAGGGACCAGCCUUUUCUAUACCACUAACCGUGCAAGUUUGAGCGUCAGAGUUGGUGGUGCCUUGGCACCGAGUGAAGCACCAAGCACUGCACCAAGCACGUCACCAAGCCAGAGACCGCUUCCUUACAUUACUGCUGUGGUGACCAGGCGGCCCGUAGGUUGAGAAAGAUUUGCAUUGAUAACCGAUAGCCCUUCUAGAUCGGACACAAACGAGCUGCUAUGGAUAGGAACUGUUGCCUUUGCUCCACCACCUGGCUGUCGUAGUGUCUCACCUUGCAAACAUCCCAUGAUAAUGGUUCCAUUCCGUCCUGCAGAGUUGCUCCAUUAAAGUGCAGGCCACAGUUGCAACCAAGGUUAGCUAGCAGCAUAGCAGUGGCUCAAAUCUAUGUGUAGUAUGGAAUGAUAGGAUGUUGCCAUGCAGAAGAGAAGAAGCAAGACAAAGUAAACUUGGGAACCAAAAUGGCUGACACACAAACUGGACAAUCAUGAAACUAAAGUCAAUGUAAACACUGCAACAUGCCCCGGAGGCAGUGCAGAAGCAAGCAGCAGUUCCUACGCAUUGUAACUUGGCUCUCCUGAUUCAGCUGGACUAGUUGGGUGCUCAUGCCAAUGCCAAUGGUCAUCGGGGGGAGGGGCUUCACACACAGUGUGAGCGGUGAAGCCGUCAACACAGUUCACUCGACACUACCUGGUAGUAGGUCUAGAAGAAUUAAUAGCCUUGGGGACUACAGCAUUAGUCUCUACUGAAAGCAGUGCUGCUUGAGAUCCAAACUCAGGAAGGAUCAAAGUGUGGGGGCUAAACUAGGCAGAGUAGGGCACCUGUGGUAGGAAAUGUCAGGGAGAGGGAGCAGUAAUUUUCAAGACUGCCUGGCAGUCUGGUCGCCACUGCCAUGAUGUAUAUAGAGCUAGACGGAGGCUAGGGGCUGAGCGCUGUACUUGGUUCUUGUUGGUCAACAGAUCUUUCUCUCAGACUUGCACGGUUGGUGUUGUAGAAAAUACUGGUCCCUCUUGGCUCUGCAUUCCACACAUAAAAC
Molecule: messenger RNA, 4184 nt
Organism: Seminavis robusta
Lineage: Eukaryota; Bacillariophyta; Bacillariophyceae; Naviculales; Naviculaceae
Source: the annotation of a GenBank genome assembly